Messenger RNA from Thyridium curvatum, 249 nucleotides. RefSeq lists its product as uncharacterized. The transcript has 2 exons. Bases 1 to 249 code for a protein of 82 amino acids. NCBI's taxonomy places the organism in Eukaryota, Fungi, Ascomycota, Sordariomycetes, Thyridiales, Thyridiaceae. The record is from RefSeq and is a predicted model, not a curated record.
AUGGAUUCCCAGGCUGUCAAGGAAGCUGUCAAGAAGCAGGUCACGUUGGAGUAUCAUACCAACAAUGCCCGCACACUGAUCGAGAAAAUCAAUGAGCUGUGCUUCGAAAAAUGCGUUCCCAAGCCCGGCAGUUCAUUAUCAAGCGGCGAGCAGACAUGCAUGAGCCAAUGCAUGGAGAAGUACAUGGCAGCCUGGAACCAAGUCAACACGACUUACAUAGCGAGGAUAAACAAGGAGGCCUCCAACUAA